AUGUCAAUUGGAAUAGAAUCGGUGCUUCCUUACACAAGAGGAGGCAAGCUCCCCUACUGGCUCCUCUUCAUAUCAAUAGUCUCAAUAUUCAACUCGUUCCAAUCGUAUAACCAUGACUUAUCACUAACGAAACAAGUAUACAACAACAAGCCGCAGCAAGUGACCAAUUUGUCAGCACGCACAUUUGGCACAUGGACAUUGAUCACGUCGCUCGUGAGGUUAUAUGGUGCUUACAAUAUUACUAGUGCUCCCGUUUAUCAGUUGACGCAGUUGACUUUUGUUGUUGCUGCGUGGCAUUUCGGGAGUGAGUGGUUGGUUUUCGGCACGACAAAGUUGGGCAAAGGGUUGGCGGGGCCUUUGGUUGUUAGCAGUGUGAGCUUGGUUUGGAUGUGGCAGGUGCGGAACUUUUACGUUUUUUGA
Lodderomyces beijingensis is the source of this 420-nucleotide messenger RNA. The record is from the annotation of a GenBank genome assembly. NCBI's taxonomy places the organism in Eukaryota, Fungi, Ascomycota, Pichiomycetes, Serinales, Debaryomycetaceae.